Homarus americanus (American lobster) is the source of this 791-nucleotide messenger RNA. RefSeq lists its product as uncharacterized. NCBI's taxonomy places the organism in Eukaryota, Metazoa, Arthropoda, Malacostraca, Decapoda, Nephropidae. The record is from RefSeq and is a predicted model, not a curated record. The coding region runs from base 88 to 774 and encodes 228 amino acids. The transcript is spliced from 6 exons.
UGGCGACGGGACAGACGAAGCUUUGCCCGUGAUUUUCUAAAGCGGUGUCUAUAUCAAGGCGGAAAUAUACUUUUGAGGAGUGUGAACAUGGAUGGUGAAGGUGAUGGUGGAGAGGAAGGUCUUAAUGCUGCCGCCGGGGCCUGGACCACUGCCACGUACCAGACCCAAGAGCUGAGUAACGUUGUGCACAUCAUUGUCCCUGACCUUACCUGCAUACCUCAAAGUCAACCAAAUGAUGCCCUUGCAACAGCCUUGAGUGAGGUAGCCAAUGGUGGUGGUCUGGUGGGACAUGAUGAAACUGGUGCCUCUCAGGUGAAGGACCCACUGUCAGCCCUGGCAGCUGCGGCAGAACUCGACCAAGUUCGAAAUGACGUUGCUGUUGUGGAGCACAUGAUGGAAGAAACAAAGUACAGUCACCUGACAAGUGAUAUGGGUGGUGCAGAGCAACAAGGUGUUGCAGUCAUGGCAGAUGAUGCAGAUGGAAUGCAUCAUGGAGUUGUAGUCAAUCUACAAAUGGAGCAAAAAGUGCUGCCCAUAGUGCCACUGCCACUUGCUCCUUUCCUGCAACCUGAUGACCCUGAUGGAGUGUUUUAUAAUGAGGUCUACCACUACCUUAGUUCUGGCACCUUCCCGGAGGGGGCUACAGAUGUCUACAAGAAGGUCAUCAAAAAGCGCGCCACAAAUUACUUGAUAAAUGAAGAAAGAAGAUUGUCAUAUGGUCAUAAGAUGCCAAAGGAAGUUAUAACUAGUGCUGAGAACAACGACACAUCAUAGAGCAGAACAUAUUGACC